CGCGGUCUCUCGGCCCCGAGGCGAGUGGUUCCCUCGGGCGAGAUCCGCCACGGCUUGAAGUGGAAGCAAUGACGUAAGGCCGGGCGGCCAUUCGAGGACCUCGCUCCGCAGGCUCUGAAGCGGAGGACGAGGGCUGCAGGCGUCCGUCCGCUUGGGCCAACAUUCCAUCGCAUUCAUGUUCAUGAUGUUGGGUGGGGCGAAAUCCGGAGAGAAUGAAAGAAAGGCAAGCGCCUUGAAGGAGGAGGCGAACGAACUUAUUGUGAUGUGUGCAAAGCAUCGGUUCGCUUGUGUGGAAUCGAGCGCACCGGAGUUGCAUGUUGUACCCUCUCCGGAUGGAUGGAAAGAUGUGGUUCGACUAGCUGAAUUCCAUAAGCCUCGAAAUCUCAUCACACUUGGAGCCAAAGCUUUGCAUCUCGUGUUGUUUGUUUAUAGCCAGCAAAUGCUAGCCCUGUAGCGCGUGCUGUGCUCACAAUAUUCCCCGCUCAACCAGUCGACUGGAUCCGCUGGAGGAGAAGGAUUGCGACGCAGCCAUGACCUGGGGGGACGUUGACUAUUUUUCAGAUACAAAAAAGGGUUGACACUCCCCCCUCUCCUCGAGUCGACUACUGUACUACAUCAAGCAAUGGAAAUCAAAAUGAAAAGGUGACGCGCGAGGCAUUGAGUAUGUCAACACCUUAACCCACACUCAACCGUUUUUCUCACUUUUCUCCCAUUUAUUCCCUCUUUCUUCGACACCUCCUCAUGUUUUCUCAAGAUUCCCAAGUUUUUAUUCCCUUGUAAAUAUAGAAGUACACGGAGGAGCGCGGGGAGUUGGUGCAGAGUAUAGGGGUUGUUGUACGCAGUGUUUGAGUUGAGGACUGAUUACGUCGGAGAGGAGAACAAUCCUAAGAAGACAUGAACGCACAAACUUUGGUACUUGCCAGACGAGUCUUUUUGGUCUCGUAUCCACAACGUUGUGGUCUCGCCUUCCAGACGUAAGCCUGUACCUUUAAAUAUGCGCAAAAGGGUUGACAUAGCCUACCUCUGCUAUACACUCUCCACCGUCUGUACAUGUCAACACCUUGACCUACACUCCACCAUUUCUCAGUUCUCUCUUUUCCCUCUCUCCUCCGAAUUUUUAAGAGGUCUUUUUCGAUGCUUUGGAGUAGUUGCAAGGACUUGAGUUGGAAUCAGGUAGCUUCAUCUCUCUUUUGCACAUGCUGCCUUUGAGUCAUUAUGUGAUAUAUAUAGCAUCAUCCUCUAGAAUCUUGGAUUGCAAGGCUGGCUUGGGUUAGGUUGCGAUACUGAUCUCUCUUCGCAUUCCUUGCGGCAAGAAACAAGAACUGAUGUGAUAUACAAGGAAAAGAUGAGGGGAGAAGGAAGAAAGACGUUUGUGUGACCAAGAACAUUAUCCUCUUCUAUAUAACGUACUGGAAUGGCGGUUGCGAGUACGGGGAGAUUACGAUACUUAUUAACAUCACUCUAGCCUCCUUUUGCACCCCUCUUCUACUCGACAGUACGUCCGCUUUGGAAGGAUAAACAUUGAUUUUCCUGCGGUACAAGUUCCUUGUCCUAAGCACGGCCGGCCCUGUCCAAAUACUUAGAGUCAAGGAUAGAAUAUUUGAGCAGUCGUUCAUUCUGAAUGUUGUCCAAAGUUGUGAAUUGAUUUACACUUCAAGUGAAGUUCAAGUUCCAAACCCGAUCUUCCCAGUGAAGAAAACCGUUCACUUAAAAGUAUGAAAGUUUGCAGAAAAUAGGAAUACAGUAAUCAAAAAAAUGUUCACGAAGGGCUUAAAGCUUUGUCAACAAG
Messenger RNA from Marchantia polymorpha subsp. ruderalis, 1789 nucleotides. The record is from the annotation of a GenBank genome assembly. NCBI's taxonomy places the organism in Eukaryota, Viridiplantae, Streptophyta, Marchantiopsida, Marchantiales, Marchantiaceae.